AUGAAUCUGUCCAAUUCCGAUAUCACCUUCAUUCUCACGGCAUAUGGACCUCCAGGAGCACUCAGUUAUGGAGUUUUCUUCAUUACUUUUGUGCUUUACCUUGCCACAGUAUUUUCAAACCUGACUUUAUUGUUGGUUAUCAUCAGAGAUUCGACUCUCCAUAAGCCAAUGUAUAUAUUUCUCUUUAACUUGGCAAUUAAUGGACUGAUUGGGAGCUCUGCUGUUUGUCCUACCAUUAUGCAAUAUCUUCUUCAGGAUGUGAAGAGCAUUUCCCUUACAAGUUGUUUGCUGCAGACAUUUUUUAUAAAUGUGUAUGCAACUUGUGCAUAUGCAAUAUUAACUGUAAUGGCAUAUGACAGAUACGUUUGCAUUUGUAAGCCAUUACAGUAUCACAGUAUCAUGACUCCAGCUAAAGUUAAGCUUCUGCUUAGUGUAGCAUACUUUGUACCUGUAUGCUCUUUAGCUGUGCAGGUUUAUCUCACAUCAAGGUUGCCUAUUUGUAAGUACACAAUCAAUAAGCUUUUCUGUGUCAGUAUGGGUGUACUCAAUUUAGCCUGCGUGAAGCCUGCUCUCGACAACAUGUAUGCUUUAGGAUUACUUGUUGUUUUUGCUGUUUUCCCAUUGUUUUUUGUGAUACUGUCAUAUAUCAAAAUAAUAAUUGUAAGCAUCAAAGCAUCAAAGACUGCUCAAUUGAAAACGUUAAAAACGUGUGCACCUCAUUUGAUCACUUUCAUCAAUUUCUCCUAUGCCAGUUAUUCAUCUAUUGUAUAUAACAAUUUCAAUGACUCCAUGUCAUAUGAGUUGAGUAUAUUUAUGUCAGUGCAUAUUGUUCUAAUCCCACCACUUCUACAUCCUCUCAUAUAUGGCAUGAGAACCCAGGAAAUCAAAAGGAGUAUUGCAAAACUCAUGUGGAAAAAUGCUUUAGCACUAGACAUUUUGGGAGACACCUAA
Molecule: messenger RNA, 951 nt
Organism: Chanos chanos (milkfish)
Lineage: Eukaryota; Metazoa; Chordata; Actinopteri; Gonorynchiformes; Chanidae
Product: olfactory receptor 12-like
Exons: 1
Coding region: 1-951 (316 amino acids)
Biological process (GO): G protein-coupled receptor signaling pathway; detection of chemical stimulus involved in sensory perception of smell
Cellular component (GO): membrane
Molecular function (GO): G protein-coupled receptor activity; odorant binding; olfactory receptor activity
Source: RefSeq, a predicted model, not a curated record